AACGUCACCGACGUAAUUAGCUAGCUAAUAACAGUAGCUGUAAACCGGAGUCGCACUGACUCAACAUCUGGAGCCGCUCUCCCAGUCUUGGAUUUAAUUUUAGCCCGCUGCGAAAUGUGAGGUUUGGUUUCCACGGGUUUCCCUGCCCCUGCCUGUGAUUGGAGGACGACGUGCCACGUGCACAUUUCUUUACUUUGCCAGCGCGAGAGGUGAACUGAACACCUGGCAGUUUUGUUCUUUGCUAGCCGGUUUAAGGUGGACACACAGCACUCUGGUCGGUUGUCUUCACACAGGUCUCCACACAUUUCUCUUCUCCACAAAUUGCAUGCUCCGACUGCAGCUGCUGAGUGACGUCCUGCAGAGUGAACACAGGCUGUGAGACUUUUUAAUGCAUUAAUCUGCACCUGCAUUUUAACAAACACAAUGGCUCUGAGCUCGUUUGAUAUUGACGCACCACGAUGGGAUCAGUCUACGUUCAUGGGAAGACUGAAACAUUUCUUCAACAUUACCGACUGCCGAACAGCGCUCCUACCUGACUCACGGUUAGAUGAGGCCAAAGCUUUAGUAGAAAGCUGCAGGGCAGGAUCCGUCCCUCCCGGUACCACAGUAGAGCAGCUCUACUAUGCCAAGAAGCUGUACGACUCAGCCUUUCACCCAGACACGGGCGACCGCAUGAACCUUAUCGGUCGCAUGUCAUUCCAGGUACCCGGAGGCAUGGCCAUCACCGGCUUCAUGCUGCAGUUCUACAGGACAGUUCCUGCUGUGGUGUUCUGGCAGUGGGUAAAUCAGUCCUUCAACGCCUUAGUCAACUAUACCAACCGCAACGCUGCCUCCCCCAUCACUCCCAAACAGAUUGGCAUAGCCUACGUUACAGCAACCAGCACAGCUUUGGCAACGGCAGUCGGACUCAAUCUCUACACAAAGAAAGCUCCUCCUCUCGUGGCUCGCUGGGUCCCUUUUGUAGCUGUGGCAGCUGCCAACUGUGUUAACAUUCCCAUGAUGAGGCAGCAGGAGAUUCUGAAUGGCAUCGCUGUCACAGAUGAAAAUGGUAACAAACUGGGCCACUCUAAGAAAGCGGCAGUGAAAGGCAUCGCUCAGGUGGUCAUUUCUCGGGUCACCAUGGCUGCACCAGGAAUGAUCGUUCUCCCCAUCAUCAUGCAAAGACUGGAAAAAUAUAAGUUCAUGCAGAGAAUCACAUUUCUCCAUGGACCAAUUCAAGUGAUGCUGGUGGGAGGAUUUUUGAUCUUCAUGGUGCCGGCUGCUUGCUCCCUGUUCCCUCAGAGAUGCUCUAUGGCUGUUUCGAAGCUGGAGCCCGAGCUGAGGGACUCCAUCAUGUCUCAGUAUGGGGACAGCGUACGACAUGUCUACUUCAACAAAGGCCUAUGAGGUCGAGAGGGCUGAUUAGAGUUUUCUAUUUGACGCACAAGACCGAGUUCAUGUGUUUCGGUAUCAUGAUCCAAGUCUGUGAUGAUUUGUCACAAUGAAAUGCUUGUUUCCUUUUUACUUUUGAUCUGUGCUUUCACUUUUUUUUAUCUGAUUUCACUCUUUUUUGUUGAAUUAAUUUUUACUCUAAUCAUAAAGUCUGUACUCCUGUUGAGAAACCAAAUGAUCUCCUCUCAGGAACAGUGCGUCUGAUUAAAUCUCCCUGUUAGUUUCUGAUAGUGUGGGUCCUCUGUAGCUGCUUCCAUUGUUUCUGUCUCUGUGUUGGAAAAUGGGGUCUGCCAAGCUUCCUUACAGUCUGUGCCUUUUACAAAGUGGCAGGAGAAGCAGCGCUGAAGGGCUUCACAGCUUAAUUGUGAAACCUAAAAAAAAAAAAAAACGGUUCCUCUAUUCAUGAGUUCAGUCCGAAGAGGUUGUUCAGUGGAGGCUGCUGCCCUCUUCUGCCAGAAAGGAGGUAAAUGUAUGAUUUGUUUGUGUGACGUAUCUGAGACAUUUGCCAGCUGGAUACCUUCACUGUGCAAACUCUGACCUCAGUGUAAGCUGGGGUAAAACCACUCAUAUUUGAAGCACAUCUCCUCAUGGUGGUGUUUAUUUUAAUCCAACAUUUGUUCAUUGUGUGGAAGAUGCUGAAACUUUAACAAACGUUAUGGAGAAAAUUAGUCAUGACUUCAGCUGCACAUGGCUAAAAACAGCAAACUCAGUGGCUUCAGUGACACAUUUGUGUGAGUCAUGUGGAUGUCAGAGCUGACUGCAGCAAUAAUGUUGCUUUAUUUAAAAAAAAUGUUGAAACCAUCCUGCAAGGGACAGUCCUAAACCCACAGAACUGUGGCAAGUUCUUUAAUAACAGCAGUCAUACCAAAGAGAAGUGUUUUGCACUGCACUUAAUAUUUGAACUAGAGCUCAUCUGAUUUCUUGGCUGGCUGAUAUUAUUAGCUGAUAUUAAAAUGCAUAUUUUGUCCACCAGAGGGCACUUUGCAACUUUCCUGCUGGGAACUUGGUGUUAAGAACUUCACAAACUACAACCAGCUGAUCUGAGUAGAGUUGAGCAGAGUGUAAAUGACUAAGUAAAUAACUACACACAACAAAUGUUAGGGAAAUCUGUUUAGUGUAUCUGAAAGGAAAAAAAAAAAAGCCAAAAUCACAAAAUGUCAGUAUCGGUCUUAAAAAUUCUAUAUUGAAUUGGGACUGUGCAACUUUAAUUUUAAUUUAAUCACAAUUUUGUCUCCCAGUGAUUAGUAAAAGAUAAUGGAGACAAAUCAUUAUUGUGUGGCAUGCUAUUUCGUAACGACAUACUUCUCACUUCAUACCAGGCAGUGGCAUGUUCAGUUCACUUUUUCUUACUUUUCAUUAUCAGUUUGCUUGUGUGGUGCUAACCCACUGUGGCGACCCCUUGUGACAAGGGAGAAAUAGACAAUGGGGGUGGAAGUCCACCAGCAGGCUGUUCUUAUAGCAACAUAACCAAACAACUGGGAAAAAGGGCUGGUUCAGGGUCACCUGAUCUAUUAUGCUGUAUUAUUACAGGUAGGUAAGUUACCCAGAAAUGUAUAUGUAAUUAAAAUGAUCUCUAACUGCAACAUUAAAGUGAUAUUCACUUAGGAUCA
Molecule: messenger RNA, 3041 nt
Organism: Archocentrus centrarchus (flier cichlid)
Lineage: Eukaryota; Metazoa; Chordata; Actinopteri; Cichliformes; Cichlidae
Gene: sfxn2
Product: sideroflexin 2
Exons: 13
Coding region: 424-1386 (320 amino acids)
Biological process (GO): monoatomic ion transport; serine import into mitochondrion
Cellular component (GO): mitochondrial inner membrane
Molecular function (GO): monoatomic ion transmembrane transporter activity
Source: RefSeq, a predicted model, not a curated record